GACAGUCUGACAGGUUUCAAGCUCAACAGCCUGACUGGAUAAUGAAACGUCAUAGGACACAUGUGUUUGGGUCAGUACUGCUUCUGUAUGUAUGUGUGUGUGUUAAUGUGUGUAAGGAUGGCUGAUUUGACUUACAGUUGCCACAUUGUGCCUCCUUCUUGUCUUGCUCUGUCUGGCUUUCAAGCUGACUUCGUUGCUGCUGUUUCAUUCUGUGCAAAAAGUUAAUAACCAAGAGGGGAUUCAGCUUUUCCAUGACAAACUGCUGCAUGCAGCUGAGCCUCACGGGCCCACUGAGAGGCCAUUAGCAUCCUACCUGCCUUACCUGUGGUGGUGUCUAUAGAAACACAAAUGAGAGUGGAAGGUGUUGUUGCACUCACCUUUGAGCCUUGGUAAACAACAGGGAGUUCCUCUGUGAAUAAAUCGCAAUCUAGUCCACUCAGUCAGUCACCACGCUGCACUGGAGCCUGCUGAAGAUGUGAGAGGAGCUGUUGACAGAAAGACAUUUGACUUUCAGAUAGAGAGGAGCUUGUUAGGUGGCUAUACAUACACUUGGGGCUAGGUGGUGGCUGCAAUAGGAGAGGGCAUGUUCUUGAACACAGCUUCUCCCCGGCGGUCGUUCAGCAUCCCCAUUAACAUCAACCUGCAGGGUGCUCGCAGGCGGCAGACGCGGGAGGUCCUCCGCACCACAGUGGCACAAGAGCAGGAGUGGAGCAAAGGCGUAGAUGGACGUGGAGGGGAGCGAGCUCGGCCCCAGAUGCCAGUGUCAAGUGUUGGGGAGGACAGAGCCAUCCUGCUGGGCUUUUCCAUGAUGGCCUUCUCCGCGCUCAUGUUCUUUUUGGUUGGCAUCACUACGGUCAAACCCUAUGUCAACAGUAACUGGAAGGAGGAGGCCAGCUGUGUGCUGCUGCAGGCCGACAUCCUGAAGGAGUGGGUGGACUGCAGAGGUGUGAGCACCGUGCCGUGCCUCAGGGUGACAGUUAACCUCACAGCCUCCAAUCAAAGUGCUUUACUGCACUUUGAUGAAGAAUCGGUCUUCCUCUCUCCCGAGUGUUUCUACAUACCCAAAUGUCAGAUGGACAGAGCAGCUCUUCAAGACGAAGUCCAGAGAGUGAAAACAAUCGUGGCCUCUAAGCUGGAGAACUCAUCAUGCCUCACCGACCCCACUGGUACCCCCUGGUACCCCCAUGUCAUCUUAAAAAGGAAGUACACGUUGGAGACUGUCCUCUUUGCACUGCUGUGGCCCUGUCUCCUGCUGGGUGGUGGAGCCCUGCUGGUGGGCCUCGUGAAGCUGACACAGUUCUUAGCUCACCUGUCCUCUGAGAUGUGCAGUGAGACUGCAAGGAGCAGGCUGACAUCAGGACACACACGGGGGAAAUUGUACAGACUCCACCGGAGGUCCAGCAUUCAGUCGCCCACUUGACAUAUUCAGCGUUUGUGCUGCCAAUAACUGUAAAACAAACAAGCCAAAACACAGUUUGUUGUCAUGUAACUGGUGCACAUUGUGAACAAGGGCUGAUAGGUAUAAAGCCUUGUAAAUGACAGACAUUAUGAUAAUGUGUAAAUAAAUGUAAUAAAAUCGUCUAUUUCAAUAGGGAGAAAUGUUUUUAUUCAACA
Messenger RNA from Toxotes jaculatrix (banded archerfish), 1614 nucleotides. Its product is annotated as calcium-activated potassium channel subunit beta-3. Gene Ontology annotation, cellular component: voltage-gated potassium channel complex; membrane. Lineage: Eukaryota; Metazoa; Chordata; Actinopteri; Toxotidae. Gene Ontology annotation, biological process: potassium ion transport; detection of calcium ion. Gene Ontology annotation, molecular function: calcium-activated potassium channel activity; potassium channel regulator activity. The record is from RefSeq and is a predicted model, not a curated record. The transcript is spliced from 4 exons. The coding region runs from base 584 to 1420 and encodes 278 amino acids.